Molecule: messenger RNA, 2036 nt
Organism: Pararge aegeria (speckled wood butterfly)
Lineage: Eukaryota; Metazoa; Arthropoda; Insecta; Lepidoptera; Nymphalidae
Gene: SCaMC
Product: calcium-binding mitochondrial carrier protein SCaMC-2
Exons: 7
Coding region: 255-1673 (472 amino acids)
Biological process (GO): transmembrane transport
Cellular component (GO): mitochondrial inner membrane
Molecular function (GO): calcium ion binding; ATP transmembrane transporter activity
Source: RefSeq, a predicted model, not a curated record
GUUAUAUGUGUCACCAUCUGUCACACUCACACUAAGCAUUUGCACUCACAGACCGCAGUAGUGUCUAGGAAGUCAGGAGAUACCUGUCAAAAAGCAAAAUUCCCUUUAAAUGAGACUCGCGAGAGAUUCUGUAAAAAUGAUUUUAGUUGCAUUUCUAUUAAUUUAGGCUAAAGUAAUGUAUGCCAAUACAAACGUAUUAGAAGACAUUUUAACUCGUUGUUUAAGUAAUAGUACUUACGCUGACGAUAGGCACCAUGGUGCAGUGCCAUCCGCCUUUGGAAAUAGAGGAACUACCAAAAGAAGACGAAGAAAGACUAGAAAAGCUAUUUUCUAAAUUAGACACCGAUGGAAAUGGAAAAAUUGACAUCCACGACCUGUCUGUUGCACUCAAGGAGUUGGCUCCACACAUAAAUCGCAGCUAUGCAGAGAAAUUUCUGGCAAAAACCGGAAAAGAUCCUGGCGAUGUUACACUAUCAGAGUUCAUACACUAUGUGCGAGAGCAUGAAAAGAAUCUUAAGCUGCAGUUCUCCCAUUUGGAUAAAAAUAAGGAUGGAAAAGUUGACUUGGAAGAACUGAUAUCGGCUUUUGCUGACUUAGGGAUUGCAAUAGGCAGAAAUGAAGCAACAAAUUUAUUGAAAAGGAUGGACCAGGACGGGAGCCUGAAUAUCAGUUACGACGAAUGGCGGGACUACCUCCUUCUGGCACCGGCGACCGAUAUUCACGCGCUCAUCCAUUUUUGGCGGCACUCCACUUACCUCGACAUCGGCGAGGAUAUGAACGUGCCUGAUGACUUCACUCAGAGCGAGUUACAAACAGGGAAAUGGUGGCGACAUCUACUCGCUGGUGGCAUCGCUGGCGCCGUUAGUCGGACGUGCACGGCUCCACUCGAUAGACUUAAAGUAUUUUUACAGGUGAACCCUACUAGAGAAAAUAUGACCAAAUGCUUAGCAAAAAUGAUAAACGAAGGUGGUAUUAGCGGUUUGUGGCGAGGUAACGGAAUAAAUGUUAUAAAAAUUGCGCCUGAAUCGGCGUUAAAGUUUGCUGCGUACGAGCAAGUCAAACGACUGAUAAAAGGAGAGAAGAAUAAUCAACCGCUAGAGAUAUACGAGAGGUUCGCCGCCGGGGCCACAGCCGGCGCGAUUAGUCAAACUGUGAUUUACCCACUAGAGGUGCUAAAGACAAGAUUAGCUUUAAGAAAAACAGGGCAAUAUAGCGGCAUCAUGGAUGCGGCGAGAAAGAUAUAUGCUAGAGAAGGACUAAAGUGUUUCUAUAAAGGAUACAUUCCAAACAUCCUGGGUAUAGUGCCUUACGCCGGCAUAGAUCUUGCGGUAUACGAGACGCUGAAGAAGAAGUACAUAAAUAAAUACCAAGCCCACAAUGAGCAGCCGGGUGUUUUGCUUCUGCUUGCGUGCGGAAGUGCCUCAUGCACGCUGGGACAAGUCUGCUCCUACCCUCUCGCCCUGGUGCGGACAAGGUUGCAAGCGCAAGAGAAAGCUGCGAAAGGCGCCGAGGGUACGAUGCGAGGUGCUUUCCGCGAGAUCGUCCAACGAGAGGGGGUUCGCGGCCUGUACCGCGGAAUCACGCCUAACUUCAUCAAGGUCAUCCCGGCCGUGUCCAUCUCGUACGUGGUGUACGAGUACGCGAGCCGCUCGCUCGGCGUCAACAUGACGUGAUGACGCACCCGCACCCCACCCCAACCCCGCUUGCAUGCUCUGGGCGCGUGUCGGUCUCUGCCACUCCACUACACACGCGACUCAGCUCGAGACAACAUCACAUUCUAAUCUAAGCAUAUGUAGGAAAUUUUUGCAUUUUUAUGUAAAUAGCUCUCGUAUACGUUAAGUCUAUUAUUUAUUUUACUGUCAAUUUAUUCCAUUUUAAAUUAAUGAUACCGUAUGAAAUUGUUUAACGUGCAUUGUCUGUUAACUUAGGUUUUGUAACACGUUGACAUAUUCUAAUUUAAAUUGGUACGAACGUGUUAAUAUAACGUUAUGGCUUAUGCCAUCUGUGAUUAUUUAAUAAAAAUAUAUUUUUUUUUA